AUGAGUGGUGCUCGUCGAAUGAACGAAGAUCCAGAGGUGGGGGAAAGUAGAAGCAGCAAUAAAUCUAGAAAGAAAGCUAGACUUGAUAGCAAACGUCUGGAGAAUGAGUUGAUACAUGAACAACAAAGGUCUCUUUUACAAGAGUAUAGAGAUGUUGAGGUAGAAACUAUGAAGAACCGUGUAGAAAUGACGAAGACUGGUGAUAUUAAUAUCGCGAUGCAUGAAUUGGAUAAGGCUAAUGAACUUUAUUCUAAGGCCAAAGAGACCAGUGAUAAUACUAUUUAUGCUGAGGAUUCCAAAGUUAUGGUCAACGUUAGUGAAUUGGCACACUUAAGUGUCAAAAAUUUAAAAUUGGGAGAUACAAGAGGCUUUAUCAAUGUUAAUGAUAUUUUGAAUGGCUGUAAAAGUUUUAUGUUGAAAGAUUAUUUUAAACAGAAUGAUAUAUCUGAACCUGUACUAAAAGAUCUAGACGGCCAUGACGAAGAAGACGAUGAUAAUGGUGAUGGCGUCAGCAGUAAUAAUACUGCUAACGACAAGGCUGCCUUGAGGGUAAGAAAUAGUGCCAAUAGACACAACUUUCUAGCGCAAUUUGAAAAAUAUGAUCAAUUUGAACAGUUCAAUUGGUUUAAAAUGGGUAUGCUAUAUGAUUCGCUAAGUAAAAAUGUCCAAACGACAGACCAUUUCUUCGGACCCUUUUCCAUAGAGGCAAAAGUAAGACUGUACACACAAACAAAUAGAGAUGACGGUAAAGUUGGUAAAUUGGCAACUGCUGAAAAGGUGACGAAAUCUGCUUCGAAGUCAGACGAUAAAGGAAGUACAGCAACAAAUGUACAAUAUUGUUAUACCACCCUUGAAAAAAAGAGCCCAUUCCCAACAAGAAUAAGCCUUUUUGAAUUCUUUCUAGAUCCUAAUUCUUUUGCUAAAUCUGUUGAAAAUUUGUUUUACACAAGUUUCUUAAUCAAAGAAGGUAAGAUCGUACUGGAAGAAGAUGAGAACAACUUACCAGUUAUCCAAAUAAAAGAAAAAUUGCCCUCAGAUCGUACACAGAAGAAUAUCGAAUCCCAACAAAGAAGGCAAGCAUCAGUUAAUCAUAUCAUAUUCCAAUUAGAUAAACCUACAUGGAGUAAACUAAUCAAGAAGUUUAAAGUUAAAAAGAGUUACUUAUGA
Molecule: messenger RNA, 1167 nt
Organism: Vanderwaltozyma polyspora DSM 70294
Lineage: Eukaryota; Fungi; Ascomycota; Saccharomycetes; Saccharomycetales; Saccharomycetaceae
Gene: NSE4
Product: Smc5-Smc6 complex subunit NSE4
Exons: 1
Coding region: 1-1167 (388 amino acids)
Biological process (GO): DNA repair
Cellular component (GO): nucleus; Smc5-Smc6 complex
Source: RefSeq, a predicted model, not a curated record